ACCAUGGAGAAUGCUGCAAAGGCGUCCAGGGUCUGGUUUUCUUACCAUGGAGAUUGCCACAAAGGCGACCAGAUUCUCGAUUUCUUGCCAUGGAUAUUACCUCAAAGGCGGCCAGGUUCUCGCUUUCGUACCAUGAAUGCACGUAUCAGCUGUGAGGUAUGGGGUGACUGUGAAGCCGCUUGAAGACGCAAUCUGACACUCAAGAGGGAAGCAGAGACAGAGGCGGCAGCCAUCGCUGUAUGUUUGCUUGAAAUCCCCCCCUCUGUCGCAGACGUCGACGCGCUCGAUAUCGCUCAGAAGGAAGGAAGGAGGGAAGCGAGAGAGACUUAUGGUUAUGGAGAUUGACCGUGAAGCAGCAGUGGAGGGGAGCGAGCGUGAUUCUUGCGAUGUCAGCCAUCAGAUUGUUGGGGGGAUGGAAGUCGGCGGCGCUAAGAAUGACGAUGAUGAUCGUCGGGAUCGGGAUACAUGCACAUCAGACCUCUUUGCGACUGAGAGGAAGAAGCGAAUGAACGAUGGAAUGGAAGAUGAAGAUUAUGAUGUCAGCCAUCAGAUUGUUGGGAAGAUGGAAGUCGGCGGCGCUAAGAAUGACGAUGACGAUCGUCGGGAUCGGGAUACAUGCACAUCAGACCUCUUUGCUACUGAGAGGAAGAAGCGAAUGAACGAUGGAAUGGAAGAUGAAGAUGAAGAUGGGAGCGAAGGGGGCAAUGGAACCGAAGAAGAAGAAGAAGAAGAAGGUGGAGAUGGAGAAGGAGAAGAAGAUGAUGAUGACGACGAAGAAGAAGUGCCUCUUGCUGUUCCGCUGGUGCUUUCAACCUCCGAUAUCUCUGCGGCUAUGGCGGCGGCGGGAUCGUCGGAAGAGAACUUGAAGAAGAAGGUACCGAUCACCAUCAUCACCGGGUAUUUGGGAGCGGGGAAGACGACGUUGGUUAAUUAUGUGUUGACGGCGCAGCAUGGACAUCGAAUUGCGGUCAUCCUGAACGAAUUUGGCGCCGAGCUAGGUAUCGAAAAGGCUAUGGUGACCGAUGGAGACGAUGGUGCCCUCGUGGAAGAAUGGCUCGAGCUGGGUAAUGGCUGCAUCUGCUGUAACGUGAAGCAUGAUUUCGUACAAGCGCUUGAGCAGCUGAUGGAGAAGAGAGAGAAGUUUGAUUACAUCCUGCUUGAGACCACCGGUCUCGCUAAUCCUGGCCCUGUGGCAGCUGUGCUGUGGGUUGAUGACCCCCUCGAAUCGUCCGUCAGAUUAGAUGCAAUCGUGACGGUGGUGGAUGCAAAGAACUUGAAGAGACAGCUCAACGAGCCGCGAGUGUAUGGAACCGUAAAUGAGGCAUCUAUGCAGAUCGCCUUUGCUGACGUCAUCAUCCUAAACAAGAUCGAUCUGGUUGAAGAUGAAGGCUUGGAGGAGGAGGAGGAGGAGGAGGAGGAGGAGGAGGAGGAGGAGGAAGGGAGGGGAGGAGGUGUGAAUGAGGAUAAGCCGCAAUGUCAGGGCGAAGCUGCGGCGGGCUCUGGGGAGAGGUGUCGGAAGCAGCAGCAGCAUGAGGAGGAGGAGGAGGAGGAGGAGGAAGACGUGAAGGGAGGGUUGGGAGGAGGAGGAGGAGGAGGAGGAGGAGGAGGUGGUGGGCACCAGAAGCAGCAGCCGCAGGAACGGCAGAAGGAGAAGGAAAAAGAAGGUUUGGGAGGAGGAGGCGGAGGAGGAGGAGGAGGAGGAGGUGAUGAGAAGGUGAAUGGUAUGGUGGAGUGUUACAGGAGAGAGAAGAUGCAGAUGCAGAUGCACAAGUCGAAGAAGGAGACGAAGAAGAAGGAGAUGGCGGUAGAAGCCCUGGAACAGGAGAUUCGACGAAUCAACUCUGUGGCACGGAUCGUCCGUGCAGUCCGAUGUGAGCUUGAUCUCCGUGAUGUCUUGAAUUGUAGAUCGUACGAUCCUCAUCGGUCUUUGGAUGGUGAGUGGAUGGAUUUGAAGACGUUGGCGAAGAGCGACCAUAGCCAUCAGCAUGACAGUGGGGUUGGGACCGUGAGCUUCAGCUUCGAUGGCCACGUGGAUGAAGGUAAGGUCGAUAGGUGUCUAGGAAAUCUCUUGUGGGAGAGAGUGAAGGCGUCUGACGUGUACAGAAUGAAAGGAGUGCUCAAUGUGGCGGGAAGUGAGUUUAAGCACAUUUUUCAGGCCGUACACGAGUUGUACGAAAUAAGGUCGGGACAGACAUGGAAAGGGACAGAGGCGCGUACGAACAGAGUGGUCGCGAUCGGUCGCAAUCUCGACUUGGAAUGGCUUCGGGAAUGUUUCAUGGAGUGCGUAGUGAAGGAUUAUCCUGCGUAAGGUCAUUUUUGGUAUUAGGAGUGUCCCAGAUGAAUCUGGUCAGGAUGACGGUUAGAUUCCAUUAAAAAAGUAUGAGUGUGAGGCUGCCCUUACUGCGUUUAGAGUCAGCUGGGCACGCGUGCAAAAGAGACACACACACAGAGAGAGAGAGAGAGAGAGAGAGAGAGAGAGAGAGAGAGAGAGAGAGAGAGAGAGAGAGAGAGAGAGAACGCUACCUUUUGGAACUUGGGGGGAACGAAUGGAUGUUCCAUCGUUUUUUUUUGAAAAAAGUGCGUGUAAAGAAAUGUAUUUCCAAUUUUGGUGCAAACAAUC
Chara braunii is the source of this 2620-nucleotide messenger RNA. Lineage: Eukaryota; Viridiplantae; Streptophyta; Charophyceae; Charales; Characeae. The record is from the annotation of a GenBank genome assembly.